AACAUUUCCAUUCCUGUUCCCAAACCAACAAACUCAACUCCCCAAAAAAUUCUAUACCUUUGUUGAAUUUGUUGGUUGGCCGCCGGCUGGCAGUGCGUCAAUUGGUUUUCAUACACAUUCGUAUUUAAAGUAUUUGUUGGCCGUUUUUGUCCAUUGUAUGACUGGGUGCAUUAGUAAAACUUUGUCUUGUUUGGAAUUUUUUGUUUUUUCUUAUUGGCUCUUGGUACGAGCUCGCGUGUGUAUAUAAAUAUGUGUGUGUGCAUUAAUCGCUAACACUUCGUCGAUCUCAUCUAAGCUGCUAAGUUGCUCUUUCUUCCCGUUGUUGGUUGUUGUACGUACAUACAUUUGGAGCUAAACUCGAGCCUAUCGACCGCCGGACUAUCAGUGCUUCAGUGGGUUUUUUUGACAGCGGGGACUACUUUUGCACUGCAUUGCAUAAAAAGUAGUUCAGUGGAGUGAACGGCUUCAGCAAGUGAGUGUCGCGCGUCAGUGCUGCUAAGUAGUGAAGCUUUAAGCCGCUAAAAUAUAUUAUAUUAAAUAAUAACGGUGCUAAUAUAAAACACACUAUUCGAGUGAAACCAAGUGGUGUGUUUUAAAGUUAGAGAGGAGUAUUUUGAGCGAAGCAAAAAAGGAUACGAAUAAAAGCAACAGUAAAUAGAUUGGAUUAACCAUUUUUUCACGAUGACGAGCACAACAUCGCCCAUUCAACGCUUGGCUGCUGCCGCUAUGUUCUUAUUGCUCUUCAGCCAUGUGAACGGCAACGGCUAUCAUUACGAUCCACCCGCACUGACAUCAGCGCCAUCACCCUCUGCACCCAGCAGUAAUUCUGGCCAUUACUUUGCACCCAUCCCAACAAUAGCGCCAUUACCACCAGUUCCUGCUCUGCCCGCAUUGCCCACCGGUCGCCCUCAAGUUCAGACACUCUUUCCUACUGGACAACCCGCACGCCCACCGGUUCAGACAAUCGUUCAAGUGCAUACAGCUACACAACAUCCGCCGAAGCCAGCACCGCCACAACCGCGUCCACCCACCUUCCGUCCAGGCCCAUUCAACACUUUCGCCGGUAAUUAUCGCGAACCGAGCUUUGAGUUGCGUCCUGGUUUCGUAAAUCGCAAUGCUGCACCAGGUCCCCAACAACAACAAGCUCCACCACUUGUCGGUUUCCAUUAUCCCGCCACUGCCGUUUCAGCGCCAUCUGCACCGGGACGUUUUGUGCCUGCUUCACUGCAACAGGCAGCGCCACAACCACUGCGUGUGCCAUUCGGCAAACAGCCGGUACUUAAUUAUGCCACAGGACCUGAUAGUGAUUUCUAUGUCGUUAAUGGCCGUCAGUUGAAGCAAUACGCCGUAGUAGAGUUCGUCGACAAUGACAUCUCGCAGGACACUAAGCCGUUCCUCUCGCAAUCCUUUGUCAACAAUUAUCGCGCACAAGUGGGUGCUUCCGGCACUGGCGCUAUUGCACCACUACCUUCUGCCAUGCAACUGGAUACGACGGCCAAUGCAAUUUUGCGCGAGCAACUGCGCUUAGCACAGCAGGGUGGUAGACCACGUGGUGAUACCAUCGCAUUGGGUUCGGGGGGCAUCGGUUUUGUACGUCUGCCCGAUGGCACUGUGUCUUUGGGCUCUGGUUCGCUGAACUUUGUAACCACACAACAACACUUGGCUGACCUUAGAAACGCGCGCACUCGCUCGGAAUCACAGCGCGAUCCACUGCACUUCGGUCAUGGGCCACUAGAGGAUCCAAACAACCGCAUCCUUUUCAAGUGAACAUCCGCAAUUUUAUUAAUUUUAUUUGAUUAUUUUUAAUGAUUUUUUUGUAAAAUAUUUUGCUGCCAACUUUAGAUUUAAGUUAUAAAGAUAUAUAAUAGCAAGUUUCUAUAGCUGACACACCUACGAAGAUUAUGUACACACAAAUGUAUAUAUGUACCUAUGAGUAAAUAAAUUAAUUAAUAAAAAUACAGUUAAAAAAAUAUUAAAUAAAA
This is a messenger RNA of Anastrepha ludens (Mexican fruit fly), 1982 nucleotides long. RefSeq lists its product as uncharacterized. NCBI's taxonomy places the organism in Eukaryota, Metazoa, Arthropoda, Insecta, Diptera, Tephritidae. Bases 682 to 1767 code for a protein of 361 amino acids. The record is from RefSeq and is a predicted model, not a curated record. The transcript is spliced from 3 exons.